AUGCUAUUCAUCAGUAAUCCAUUAUUAUUAGAACGUGAAGUGAAAUUGGAAUUUGAUGAUAGUCACAACGAUUUCAGAAAGAAAUGUGAUAAAACGAGACUUGUAAUCAGCGGUUUAUUUUUAUAUGUUUUAACCUCAUUGUUUAUCAUUAUCUUAAAUUAUCCGUUAUCAUUAACAGCAAUUGCAUUCCCUAUUAUUGUACUUAUUUAUACGAUCGCUGUUUUAAGUGAUAAUCGGCGACGAGAUUUGUGGCCAAUCAUUUUUAUCACGUUUUCCGGUUUCGUUCUGAAAUUAAUCACAAUUACAAUGUUUUUCAUUAUUUAUCCGUUGCGAAAUGAUGAAAACACUCCGAAAAUUAUGGAUGCACGCAAGAAACCGGGACUAUUCGGUUGGAUAAGAGAAGAAGAAAAAAGAUUAUUUUUUGGAAUUUUUUUUUUGAUUGAAUUUGUCUUAUUAAUAAUAGCAUGUUGUUUACAUUGGUAUUUCAUUUCAUUCUCUCAUCAUUCAUCGACAAACACAACAAUAACAGCAAUGGGAAGAUCGAGACGUAACUUACGUAGAAGUCAUCGUGUUUAA
This is a messenger RNA of Brugia malayi, 576 nucleotides long. Its product is annotated as Ras-related protein Rap-2c, putative. NCBI's taxonomy places the organism in Eukaryota, Metazoa, Nematoda, Chromadorea, Rhabditida, Onchocercidae. The record is from RefSeq and is a predicted model, not a curated record. The transcript has 4 exons. Bases 1 to 576 code for a protein of 191 amino acids.